Parascedosporium putredinis is the source of this 894-nucleotide messenger RNA. NCBI's taxonomy places the organism in Eukaryota, Fungi, Ascomycota, Sordariomycetes, Microascales, Microascaceae. The record is from the annotation of a GenBank genome assembly.
AUGGAGGCCCGUCCAGUUGACCCUUCCGUGAAGGGCGUCUUCUGGAUCCUGAUAUCCUCGGCGACCAUCUUCAUCACCCUUCGACUCUACUACAAGUAUCGCGGCCAGGGGCUCCAUCGCGAUGACCUCGUUCUCUUCUCAUCCUGGCUAGCACUUCUCGCCAACGGAAUCAUCAUCACCGUCAUAUUAGACAUUGCCACCUCCACCGAGAUCCCUGCCGACCCCGCCGCCACUUUUGAAAAGCUCAUCAUCCUCGGGCUUUUCUCGACGACGCUUGCCCUGCUGAGCCAGGCCUGGAGCAAGACCUCCUUCGCCAUGACCCUCUUGGGCAUUACUAACAACCGAAGCUGGAUCACCUAUUUCCUCUGGUUCGCCAUCGUCACCAUGAACGUCUCCUUCGUCAUGUCCGCCGUCAUCUUUUGGAUCCAGUGCCGACCUCUCAAGGGUUUCUGGGACAACUCUGUCGAGCUUCAGUGCUGGAACCCCACCAUCAGCAUUGCCUACGGCAUGGCUGUUAGCGCUUAUUCCGGUAUCCUCGAUCUCGCCUUUGCGCUUCUUCCCUGGAAGAUCCUCCUGCCCUUGAACCUCAGCACCAAGGAAAAGAUUGGCUGCGCUAUCGCUAUGAGCAUGGGUAUCUUUGCCGCCGUGGCUGCCUUUGUCAAGUGCUCCAAGUUCCUCGAAAUCACCCCCGGCGGCACCGGCGACAGCAUGCAGCUCGCCAUCUGGGGCGUCGCCGAGCCCGCCGUCACCAUCAUCGCCGCCUCCAUGCCCACCCUGCGCCUCUUCGUGCGCAAGCUCACCGGGCCCAAGGAUUACGCCAUGGAGGAAGGAAGGGCCGCCGACGAGGUCGCUCUGCAGGAGGUCGCUGCCGAUGGCUCCCUCGUCGGACCAUGA